Vicugna pacos (alpaca) is the source of this 6345-nucleotide messenger RNA. The record is from RefSeq and is a predicted model, not a curated record. Lineage: Eukaryota; Metazoa; Chordata; Mammalia; Artiodactyla; Camelidae.
AUGACCAGCCCUGCACUGCAGAUAGCGUCCAUCUGUGGGCUGGACCAGAAGGGCCUGGAGCUCAAGACACACGUGCAGACCGAAACCGAGAGCCCGAUAUGGAACCAGAUCCUGACCUUCCGGAUUCAGACACAGUCUCCAGGACUGGGGCCAUCUGGUGCAGGCCUGAUGGCCACCACCCCCCUAGAAAUGCUGCAGGGAGAUAUGAACCUCAUGCUGAAGUGGCAUCUGAGACCAGCUGGUCAGGGCCCCAGCAAGGCAGCCUGCAGGGGGCGCACAGCUGAAAAUGGUCUGUGCCAGUUAAUAGUCCAAGGUCCCCCGCUCACUAACCAGCUGCACAGCUGGAAAGCCUUUUCGUUCCCCACUUCCACGACCCUCAGCUUCCACGGCAAGGGGAGGACCAGGAGAGUGGAGAACGGGGUGGAGGGAGGGGGCCAGUCGCAGCCCAGCUGCAUACCAGGGACAGCUCUGCCCUGCCUCUCCAGCUACAUCAAGUUCAGAGUCCUGGACUGUGGCUUCCUACCCUGCUUUGGCCCCAGCUUCCUGACUCUCCGUGGGGGUAAAAAGGCCCCUUUCAGGAUCCAGGAAGAAGACGCUAAUAUUCCCAACACUGUUAAGGAUGGUUUAGCUUAUCGAGGCCGAGUCUUCCUGGAGUUAAUCACGCACAUCAAGUCCCAUCAAGACACUAGGAUGAAGGAUCUCUCCCAUGAUGUAAUCACCGUAGAGAAGCACCAGAACCGCCAAAAGUAUGGGCUGUGCGUCAUCUUCCUCUCCUGUACCAUGAUGCCCAACUUUAAGGACCUGAUCCAAUUCGAGGUCAGCAUUGGCCACUAUGGAAACAAGAUGGACCUGAGUUACAAGCCUCUCGUCUCAACCACACAGUACAGCCCAGUGAUAUAUGAUGGGAACAUCUACCAUUACGUGCCCUGGUACAACACCAAGCCCAUGGUGGCUGUGACCUCCUUCUGGGAGGAUGUCAGCUUCCGCAUGAACUGCCUCAACCUCCUCCAGUUCACUCGGGACCGCCUGAAAGCCAAUCUGGAUGCCCUGAAAUCCAUGAGGAACCCAAGGGACCCAGCUCUGCUCCCCCAGUGGGAGAAACUGCUGAGGGAACUGGUGGAGGACUGCAAGCGCCCUCUGCCCUGCAUGACCAAUCAGCCCAAAGCCACUAACCUGGACAAGAAGAGGUGGCAGCUCCGCAGCCUCCUUCUGCGGGAACUGGCCCAAAAGGCCAAGGAAGCCCAGCCCAGGGACAUGGUGGCCACCGUGGAGGGCUGGCUGUACCGCCUCAACGCCGUACUCCCUGAGCCCCAGGUGAGCCUCCCUGAUGUGAUGAUCUGGCUGAUAUCCCAAGAGCAGCGCGUGGCUUACGCACAGGUGCCCGCCCACAGCAUCCUGUUCUCCCCGACCGGGGCCCUGCACUGCGGCAGGUUCUGUGGGAAGACACAGACCCUCUUCCUGCAGUACCCAGAGGGUGAAGGACAGAAGGACACGCUCCCGGGCCAGCUCCGGGUCUGCAUGUGGCUCGGCAACGUGAAGGACAGCAAGGAUCUGCAGCUGCUCCGCCAGGGCGACGUGGUCGUGUACGCGGAGACGUACGAGAACCAGGCCAAGUUCAAAGACCAGUGGGGGCAGCAAGGGCUGCGCCGCUGCCCCAACUUCUCGGACGUCAUGGGGCACAAGACCCUCCCUAAGGAGGAUUUCAAGGAGCCCCCCGAGUGGCACUGGCAGGGACAGUGGACAGUGGAGCCUCAGAGGAGACUCCUCCUGGACACAGACAUCAACAAGAGCCAGGUGCUGGAGGAGGUGUACGAGAACCAACACCGAGAUGCGACGGGGGCCUGGGUGCCUGCUGCUGUCCCCAACACGGACGCGGAUGGAGAGCCCAUGGAGGCCCGGAAGAAUAUGAAGUGCCCCCAGGGCUGGCAUGUGAACAGGAACUGGGCUGUGGACCUGAACCACGCGGUGGACAAUGAGGGCUGGGAGUACGGAGUGGGGAUCCAGCCCUCGGGCCUGCCCAAAGUCUGGAACUCAGUAGAGAAGACCUAUUACUCACGCCGGCGGCGGCGCUGGGUGCGGAUGCGCUACCGGAACCACGGGGGACUGAGCCACGAGCAGGAGACCCUGUCCUUCCUGCAGCUGCACCACCCUGGCCUGGCUGAGGACGAGAUGGGCUGGGAGUACGGUGUCUUUGGCUCCAAGUUCCACCUGAACCCUCAGCCCCAGAGCCGUUUCCGCCGCCGCUGCUGGCACCGCAGGCUGGCCCCCAACAAGGUCAAGGGCAUUGCACCCAUAUUCCUCCUGGAGGGAUCCUUGGUAAAGCCCCACGGGCUAGGUGCUUGCCCUGUCACCCCACCUCCCGGAGCCAGGGCCCCACCUGGUGUGGCAGUCAGCCAGAGAUGCCUCAGGGUGACCUGGGCCUGGGCUAGAUGACACAGGAAAAGCACCCAAGAGCCUCAGGGUCUGUCCUGGGCACAGGGUAAAGAUCUAGAACAGCAAACAGAGAGGGAAGUGAACAAGGUGUCGUCGUCACGGACACUGGGCAGAAUCCGGAGCUCCCAGAGGGCUCCUGCGGAGAUCACCCAGCCCCCCAACCUGCCCUUCAUCUACUGCGUCUUCAACAGGCCCCAUUACUACCAGCUCUUCUGCUACAUCUACCAGGCCCGCAACCUUAUGUCCAACCAGAUCCAGACGUUCCAGGGGCCCUUCAUUCGGCUGGUCUUCUUGAACCACAGCCAGCGCACCCAAACCCUGAGGAGCUCUGCAGCCCCAACGUGGGCCCAGACGCUCAUCUUCCAGCACCUCCUCCUGUACGAGGACCCCCAGGACACCAAAGAGAGACCCCCACUUGUAGUGUUGGAAUUGUGGCAGCGAGACUCCCAGGGCAAGGAGAGCCUGUGGGGACGGAGCAUGUGGUCCCCGGUGGUCUGGCUGGAUGUGCAAAACCGGAUCCUGCCCCCCAUGAGGUGGCACCCCCUUGUAAAAGGGUUAGAGGACGAGGAAGGCGAGAUCUUGGCGUCCUGUGAGCUCAUCCUUGAGACUGAGGUGCUGGGAGAGAGGUCCUGGCUGGGAAGUGUGAUGCUCAGCGCCCCCACCCUGCCCCGCAUUCCCACAACCAGCAGUCCCCACCUCCAGCCCCUCAGGAAAGCUCUGGGGCCUGGGAACCAGUACACUGAGUUUGGUGGGGCCAGCCUACCCAACCUCUCCCUAACUCCCCUGCCAGCUUCUGCCCACAGGGCUCCAGGACUGCCUCAGCUGAGCCCUCCUGGAGUGGGGAAUGGGGGACAGGAGAACCAGUCCAGCGGGGCCUCAUGCUCCCUGCUCUCGCCCUCAUCCCUUCAGAGUCUCAGACAGAAGCUGCCAGUCUUAAGUGUUCCCUGGAAGAAUGGGAUCUACACACUCCCCAAGAGCAUCCAGCCCACACUAAGGAAAAUGGCUGUCGAGAUCCUGGUCUGGGGCCUUCGGAACAUGAAGCAGGUGCGUUCGCCCCAGCUCUUGGUAGAAUGCUGGGAGGAAUCCCUGCAGACGGAACCCAUCAGGGACUUCCAGACCGAUCCCAACUUCACCGAGUCAGUCCUCUUCCUCAUGCUGUACAUGCCUGUGGAGGAGGCCUUCGCGCUGCCCCUCGUGCUGAAGGUGGUGAACAACCAGGACUUCGGCCAGCAGACCGUGGUGGGCCAGGCCAACGUUGACUCCCUGCAGCCCUACUUCUGUGACCCCUGGGCUGAGGACUACGUGCCCCCACAGCCUCCAGUGCUGUCUGUGAAAAAGUACCAUAAGCUCCUAGGUUACCUCUAUGAAAAGUUCUGGUUCAAGUCCAGCAAAGCUGAGGAUGAAUAUGAGCACGAAGUGGACUGGUGGAGCAAGCUGUUCUGGGCCACAGGAGAUGCUCCCAAGUCCCUGAAGUACAAGUACAAAGACUAUCACACUCUGAAGGUGUACAACUGUGAACUGGAGGCUGUGCCGGCCUUCCAAGGCCUGGAGGACUUCUGCCAGACCUUCAAGCUCUACCAGGAACAGCCCAAGCUGGACAGCCCUGUGGUAGGGGAGUUCAAGGGCCUAUUCCGUGUCUACCCCUUUCCUGAGAAUCCGGACGCCCCCAAGCCCCCUCGCCAGUUCUUGCUUUCGCCUAAGAAAGAGGACUUCCCUCAGCAGUGCUUGGUGCGGGUGUAUGUGGUGCGAGCAAUCAACCUGCAGCCCCAGGACACCAAUGGCCUGUGUGACCCUUAUGUGAUCCUGAAGCUGGGAGAGACGAAGCUUGGCAACCGGGAGGAGUACCAUCCCAACACCCUGGACCCCGUCUUUGGCAUGAUGUUUGAACUGAGCUGCACCAUUCCCCUGGAGAAGGACCUGAAGAUCGAGCUGUAUGACUUUGACCUAUUUUCACCUGAUGAUAAGAUUGGGACCACAGUCAUUGACCUUGAAAACCGACUCCUGUCUGGCUUUGGAGCUCGCUGUGGGCUCUCCAAAUCCUACUGCCACUCAGGGCCCUUCAGGUGGCGGGAUCAGAUGCCCCCCAGUGUGCUCCUGGAACACCAUGCCAAGAGGAAAGGCCUGCCUCCGCCUCUAUUCAGCCCUGAGGAUGACUCUGUUUUUUACAACGGGAAAAAAUUCAGACUGCAAAGCUUUGGUGAGAAGUCCCCCUUCUGCUCGUUUUUGGGACCUAAGAAAGAACGCCUUGCCCUGUACCUCCUGCACACCCAGGGGCUGGUACCUGAGCACGUGGAGACCCGCACACUGUACAGUGACAGCCAGCCAGGCAUCGACCAGGGAAAGGUGCAAAUGUGGGUGGACAUCUUCCCCAACAAGCUGGGGCCUCCUGGCCCCCCGGUCAACAUCAGGCCCAGAAAACCUAGAAGGUACGAGCUGCGCUGUGUCAUCUGGAGAACUGCUCACGUGGACCUGAAGCGGAACAGUCUAAGUAACGAGAAGAUAAGCGACAUCUAUGUCAAAGGGUGGUUAUUCGGGCUAGAGAAGGACACACAGAAGACAGAUAUCCACUACCACUCCCUGACGGGGGAGGGCAUCUUCAACUGGAGGUUCAUCUUCACCUUGGACUACCUGGCGGCAGAGCAAGUGUGCGUCCUGAGCCAGAAGGACUACAUAUGGAGCCUGGACCCCACAAUGAUGACGUUCCCGGCCCGGCUCAUCAUCCAGAUCUGGGACAACAACAUCUUCUCCAGUGAUGACUUCCUAGGGGUCCUGGAGCUGGAUUUGUCUGACAUGCCCUUCCCAGCCCGGCACGCCAAGCUGUGCUCCAUCAGGAUGAUGGAUGCUGACCCCAAGUGGCCCCACUUCCUCCAGUACAAGCACUUCUCCCUCUUUAAGAUGAAGACUGUAACCGGCUGGUGGCCUUGCCAGGUCCUCGAUGAUGGCAAAUGGCGCUUGUCGGGUAAAGUGAAGAUGACUCUGGAGAUUCUGACAGAGAAGGAAGCCUUAAUCAAGCCAGCAGGACAAGGCCAGUCGGAACCCAACCAAUACCCGACUCUCCAUCCGCCCCUACGCACCAACCCCUUGGUCAAGUGGUUUCAGUCACCCAUUACAAGCUUCUUUCAUGUUUUCUGGAAACGCUACCGCUUCAAAAUCAUCAUCAUCUUGAUCAUUGCAAUUAUAGGGCUUCUGCUGUUCAACUUUAUCUAUUCAGCUCCGAACUAUUUGGCCAUGAGCUGGAUCAAACCUGAACUUCGGCUGAGUGCUCCCAUUCAAAUAUAUGCCAAUAUCAACAAUUCACCAAACACCAGCAGCGCCAACUCUUCCACCCUCACCAUUCAUCAUCAGAACCUAAAGCCAACAACAGACCAUAAGCUGAAACUCCUCCAGGGACCCAGGAAUCACCUGCGAGAUAUUUUUCCAGAACUGCCAGCCCCACAGGACUAAUUCUCCCAUGUCUGCCUGGCUUUUGUCCUGCCUACCAACGGCCCUACCCUGGGCUUCCUGCCGGCUCCUUGUUUCUAGGGGCUGGGGAUAUCCUGGCCGUUCUGUUCAGAAACCACUUCCAAUAAGAAGGGCUGAGUUGUAAUUUUCCGCUGAAAUAAACAAGUUUUGUAACAGAGAGCCACCUUGUAAUUUGCGGGGUUGACAACACUGUGAAAGGCUGAAAGUGCCAGACUUUCAGACAAGACUCACAAGGACGGGGAGUGAUGUCAUCUUUAUGUGCCACCUCUAGUCUUCGGGGGCUCUUCGGCUCUAAGGGGCUCUGAGGUCAGAGGAAAACAGAGGGAAGGGGUGUCUGUGAGGAGGGAGGUGGCUCACGGCGGGUAAGCAGCUGGCCGAGGCCACUGCUCUCACCCACAUGCAUGUACAUCAAAGCGGCACUGGGACCAGGCGGCUCCCUCCUCAGGGACA